Molecule: messenger RNA, 3512 nt
Organism: Trametes versicolor FP-101664 SS1
Lineage: Eukaryota; Fungi; Basidiomycota; Agaricomycetes; Polyporales; Polyporaceae
Exons: 6
Coding region: 262-1974 (570 amino acids)
Source: RefSeq, a predicted model, not a curated record
GUUUAUUGGCCACACAUUCACGCGUCAGGCCCGCGCCAGCAUGCCACUGCCCUCGCACGUCGUGCGUCGUCGACCGCACCAGGUGCCAUAAAUGCAUGGCCUUUGUGCGGCCGUAUGUAUCGCGUCUGUCCCUCCCUGCCGCCCCACCCUCGCGCCGCUGCCGCCUUCCACCCCCGACGCCUGUCUGGGCUUUUAUACCGCGCUGUCUGAGCGCACGAACGCCGUGAUCGCUCUCCGUCGUGCUCGCCUACCAGUGUCAAUAUGUCCGACAACGCUGCACUGCUCACCCCACCCACGUCUGUGACCGACUUUCCGGAGGAUGUGUGGGACAAGUCCAAUGCCGACGACUCUCGGUCGGACGUGAGCGACGUCGCUGCCGGGCCGUCGCGCAAGCACCGUUACGAGCGUAAAAUGGGCGAUACCGAGCUCUCCUACUUCCUGCCUUCUAGACAGACGGGCGUGAAUGACAUGUAUUUGCAUCUCGGCUUCAAAGCGCCUGAGCGUGUCGCUCGGCGUUCCCGAGUGUGCACCGCGUGGGCUAUCCUCCGACUCCGCCAUCCCCUCCUUUGCGCCCGAGCGGAGCUGCGCGACUAUGACGACGUAAGGUUCAUCUAUGAUGCUCCCUCGUCCGCAGAGGCUGCCUAUUCCGACGCGGACGCCAACCUUGAGUAUCGGGCCCAGACGAAGGAUGAGCUGAUUGACACCUAUCUGAACGGCCCGCGCACGCUCUCAAACUCUAGGCUGUCAUACCUCAUUCUGUCAGAGCCCCAGAGCUCUCCAGAGCUUAUGCCUACCCCGCCCCGCACGCCCUCGCCCCCGAGCCUGACACUCGAAGCUGAUUCGGCGUCCGCGAACGAGGCCGCGAUCGAGCCUAAGCGCGAGUACGAGCUGCUCAUCUGCGCGAUGCACUUCCUCGGCGACGGCAUGGCGCUGCACCAAUUUGCGAACGACUUCUUCGGGUUACUCGGUGGCGCGAAGUCUGACGACGAGCUGCGCGACCUGCUGCAAGAGGAAUGGCGCACCCGGUGGGCCACCGCCCCUGAGGAAUCCGUGCUUCCCCCCGCGCUCGAAGAUAACAUGCCCCUUCCAUCUUCGAGGUUCCGCCGGGCAGCCGCCCAGGUCGACUUCCAGCUCUCGCAGCAGCGGCUCAUCGGCGGCCAGGUCUUCCCCCGGCGCAAGCACCCCGAGCGCCACACCGUCGUGCCCACCGUGUCCGUCCCGGAAGAGCGCACGAAGGCGAUCCUGAAGAAAUGCAAGGCGCACGGCGUGUCCAUCUCCGCCGCGCUCUUCGCCGUCUGCAACGUCGCCUGGGCGCGCACAAGCGGCGGCGCGAGCGUCGCGCCCACGCUCAUGUACUCCGCGCUCAACCUCCGCCCGUACUUCUCCGUCCCGCGGCCCGCGCCGCGCGACUCGUACUGGUACCUCGCGAUCGGGUACUUCAACGUCGUCCUGCCCGGGUUCCUCCCGUCCACCCCCGCGGCCACGGAGGCGUCGUUCUGGCUGCGCGCGCGCCAGGCGAAGGAGCAGAGCACGCGCGCGGCGAAGAGCCCGCUCGUCGCGUCGCGCACGCACGAGAUGGCGCAGGAGCGCGGGGCGCGUGCGCGCAUGUGGGCGAAGGAGGACGACGAGCGCGAGGCGGGCACGUACGUGCCCCCUGCGCCGCCCGCGGUGCCCACUGUGCCGAAGGAAUCCGUGUACCCGGUGCGCGCGAAGUCGUCCGCGGCGGCGCUUAUCGGGCUGAGCCUGCUGGGCAAUCUGGAUGGCGUGUACAGGCACGCCGCGUUCCCGGGCGUGGAGCUGCACACGCUGACGACGGGCUCGCGCCAGCGCCAGGGCGCGAUGCUUCUGUUCGGGUACACGUUCAAGGGCCGGCUAUGGAUUAGUCUGGGGUACGAUAGCAACGGGUUUGAGGAGGGUGUGGUGGAGCGGUUCUGGAAGGAGGCGAUGGUCUGUGUGGACGAGUUUCUGGGAUGAGCGAGGUGGGUUCGGGCUUUCUUGCUGGACUGUGUUUGAACAUUAUUUGUUACUGGUGUCGAUGUACGAGUAAAUGUGGACAAUGUCUAGUGUAGUAAAAGUCAGCAAUCAUAGACAACAUUUGAAGUCUCUGUUGCGUGUAGAGGGCCAGGCAACCCGUUGGUAAUGACCAAACGUGCUUGUAUUAGUAACCCAGGCUACGAAACUCGUCAUGCAGGGGCAGAAGUGGACAGACAACGGUCGGCGGUAUACGUCUACGGGAAAUGUCGUAUCGUAGGGCACAUCAUGGUGAAUACGGUAAACCUCUGCAGUAUGACGUACCAUGGCUAGCUUGCCCUCUUCCCACCACCGAUAGCGGUCAGUCGUCACAAAGCCGGAAAGCUAUGCCGCGCAUGCGGCACGCGUCCUCAAUGCGCUCCCAUCGUUCCUUGUCACCAGGGCCAACGACGAGCUCCAGGGUCGCUAGACCGUCACGGCUUCUUCGCGCAUCCUCCAGGAAUUCGAGCAGAAGACCUUCAUCAUCAUGUUCGGGGAUGAUGGGAAGCCGGAGUACCCGGAGGGUCGAGGGGAUGACGCGGAAGAGGCCAGGGGUGAAGGUGCCUGGCGCUGCGUGGAGGUGCUCGAGCGAUCGACAAUGCUGGACGAGUUCGUCUGCGAUCGGGAUGGGGGCCUUUGGCAUGGCGAUCGCCUUUAUUUCGACUCGUGUGAGACCUGCGCAAUGUGCGGCGACACAGGAGACGAGGAAUGCAUCCCGCUCGGGAUCGUCUCCUAAUCGACUGGUGAGGUGGAGGGUCUCGAGCUGGGGUCCCACGGCGGAAAGGAGUGUGUUCAUCGCCGGCGAGUAGCCUUCGUGUGCGACGAGAUGGAGAGUCCUGAGUUUGGUUGGGCGGGUGGUUACCGACAGAUACCCCUUUUCGUCCCCUUUGAGCUCGAGUGACAGACAUUGCAGAUAGGGAAGCUCGAGAACAGGCUGGAUACUGCUCAGCGAGUAGAGACGCCCCUGAAGCGUGAUGUGAUGCGUCCCUCUGAUAGCUGGAGACUCUAUGAUGGAAGGAGGAGGGUGCCCACGUUCCCAUCUCCAGCAGAAAUUCCGGAGGUGGUCGGCGGGUAUAUGCUUGAUCCAGUCACAGAGGUCCGCGAUGGGAGAAUGGGUCCAUACGGUGACUAGGCAGAGCCUACGGAUGAAGCGGAGAAGAUGCGAACGCGUCCUCAAGGUGCGUGCGAGGAGAGCUUCUCGGGGACGGCAUGCCAACGGAGAGUACUCGAGCUCCCUGUACAGGGCGGCCUGAGCGGGGAUGGUCCAGGCGCGGCAGACUGCGGCGGAUUGGGCCAGUACAUGGGGAUGAGAGGCAUGUUCGAAGACGUAAUGGAGGACGUCCUCUUGCACGAGAGCAUGCGGGCGGUGGGGGGUCAUGGUAUUGCUCAACGACAUGAAUUGUGCAAUGAAGACCUGAGCGGCUUUGUGCGGUGUUACGAGCAGAGCGAUAGGGUCGCUUCGUGCAAGUGUACGGGACAGAGUCGGAAGAGGCGGAGAGAUG